Messenger RNA from Cynoglossus semilaevis (tongue sole), 11626 nucleotides. It is a transcript of the gene chd9, whose product is annotated as chromodomain helicase DNA binding protein 9. Gene Ontology annotation, molecular function: ATP binding; protein binding. The transcript is spliced from 39 exons. NCBI's taxonomy places the organism in Eukaryota, Metazoa, Chordata, Actinopteri, Pleuronectiformes, Cynoglossidae. The coding region runs from base 557 to 9679 and encodes 3040 amino acids. The record is from RefSeq and is a predicted model, not a curated record.
CCGCGGAGCCUGGCACUGACAGCUACUGUCAUGUUUGCGUUGAGGACUGUUGCGCUCCAUGUGCAGAAGCAACACCUCUCUGGAUUGGCUCUGGCCUGGAUGCGGCCAUCUUAUGCACUCUGUCAACAUAGCGACUUUACAAGUGAAUGCCGGCUUUAACUGCCUGUUUUCCGGUGUUCGUUGGAGGCGAAACUGGAUGAAGAGUACUUUUACCUCGACCAGCGCGUUGGAAUUUGAGUCUUUUGAGUAGCAUUGUGGCAAAGUAUCGGCGGUCCAAUCACAGAGCCUGUCACUUGUAUGCAAAUGCGCUGUUAUCACAGUCACGUCAGCAGCAGCGGUAAAGCCGCUGCGCCGUGGUCGCCAGCAGGAGUACAAGUAACAACACAGUCACAAGUUCGCCGAUAUUAUUGUAUCUACACUGACGCCCGGGAGGUGCGACUUUAAGUUCGUUUCAGGGACACAAUACAGGGGACAUGUUGUAGUGAGAAAGGCUCACUGGGACCAGCAGGGAUCGAGAGGUGUCCUGAAGGUUCCCCUUACAUUCUGGGCUUACAUCAUGGACUUUUUUGAUGACCCCAGUCUCUUUGGAGGAGGCUUGGAAGGACUUGGUGAGGAUGGUUUUCCCUCUGCACAGUCACUUGUGGAUGAGCUAAACCUCAGUUCUGACUAUGGUCCACUCCAAAUGGAGCCUCUGGGCUCAGGAAAGCACCAAGGCAUAAUGCCACAAGUUUCAGCCCAACAAAUUCCCACAUACAGUCAACAGAUGGGUCACUAUACAAGCAUCAAAGCACAGAGUCAUACAGAGCAUGCCUUCUCUGAGCAUGGUGUCACAGGUGGUAGCAUAAUGCCAGAGCAUCGUGGCCAGUACCACAAUGCCUCUGUUAGUCAAGUCCCUUCAUCCAAUGGAGGGUUCUGUAGCAGUCCUAUGUGGAGCAACCAAGAGCAGAAUGGGAAUAGAUAUCACCCCAUGUCUCAUCAGCAACAACAUCUCCAACAACAGCUUUGUCAUCUGCCAUCGCCACAGCACAUCCCACAAGCUAAUGUCAGACAGCAACAUUUGCGGCAGCAGCAACACCAUCCCUAUCAUCAACAACAGCAGCAGCAGCAGCAACAUAGUAUGCGACAGCAGCUGCAACAGCAAAGUCAUCAGCAUCAGCUGAUAAACCAGCAUCAGCCCCAACACUUGAAUGCACAGACAAUAUCCCUGCAUCAACAGCAGCAUCAUAAUUUUUCCCCUCACAAGGGAAGUCGCCCUGAAAGCCAACAACAAAUUCACUAUGGUCGGCAGGAGGUUCAACACCACCUGACAGCAGGAGGGCCAAGGCUACAGUCAGGAGUUUUGCCAAGCAGGCCUUACCUGGAUAACCACAACACGUCUCUAGGUGGCAUUUGCUCACAGCCAUAUCAGCAGCAGCAUGCUAACUACCACAUGGCCGCAGGGAGUCAAGCCUUCCCCGGAUCAGGGCUGGAAGACCCUAACCUGCCCUUCCCGAUGCAUUCAUCAUCUAUGGUUUCCUCCCUGCCAACAUGCUCAGUAAGUUCAGCCACUCCUUACCAACCAACUCAGUACCCUGCCUACCCAGGAGAGCCUGAAAUACCAAGUCUGGAUCCACAGUCUCUGUCGUCAACCUCACUGUCUGGUUGUAUCUCCACCAACUCUGUACCUCAAGCUUCCACAGUGCCUGAUCCAUUUGGAUGUCAAUUUUCAUCCAAAAGAAUUAUGAAUCAGCAGCACACUAGGAUAGCAGUAGGCCAGGCCGACUGUCCAUUCCAGGCAGUACAUUGUUCUGGAGAAACCCAGGAAAAAAGCAGGCCAGUUGAGAUGUUUGGUAAAUCCAUGAGCUGCUACCCUAACAUGACCAACCAGCUAUCCACUGAGCAAUCUCAAAGCCAUGGGGUCAUCAACAGCAACAGAUACCAGGAUUUGAAAGACAGUCUUCUGACAUCAGAGGCUCAAGAUGGAGGCUUCGAGGGACUGGAACCUCCUGACUUAUUGCCUGACCUGCUGCCUCAGCUUGAGGCAGCUCUUAAACAAGAGAGUGAAUCCAGUUGUUCCUGGGCCUGUUCCAUGGAGAGAGGAGAUGAUGCCAAAAAGCCUACACCUUUUGAAUGUAAAGACGAAAAGCCGAGAAAGAACACUAAUGGUCCUGGCUGCCAGGUACGGGCCCUAAGUCCCCUGGUGAAGAGCAGCUCGUCGUCUUCCUCCUCGUCGUCGCCAUCAUCUUCUUCAUCAAGCUCCUCCUCCUCUGAGAAAAGGGCACAGCAGAGGACGCACCAUCAGAUGGAGACAUCACCAUUGGGCAAACAGGAGAAGGCCAACAGGAUAAUAUCAGAGGCUAUUGCAAAGGCACAGCAGCGUGGAGAGAAGAAUAUUCCCAGAGUCAUGAGCCCUGAGAGCUUCCCUGGUUCCUCCUCCCAGUACAAGUCCCACCGAGAUCGAGAGCACAAAGGAAAUGGCAAGGCCCGGUCCAAACAGAAGGCCUGUAGGAAGGCCCACAUUGUACCAUCUUCCAAGUCCAAGCAGAAAUCCAAGAUUGGCAAAAUUGUCAUCAAGAUUGGAAAGAAGAAAAAGCGAAAGCACGAGUCUUCAGAUGAAGUGUCAUCAGAUGACGACCCUCCACCUCGGCACUCUUCAAAAGAUGAUUCGAAGAGAAGAUCUAAUCGACAGGUGAAAAGAAAAAAGUACGCCGAAGAGCUGGAGGCCAGGUUAUCAGAUGAGGACGUCAAGGUUAUCGUCAAGGCCAAGAAAACCAACGCUCCAGCAUCCAAGGGCCCUGGUGUACAACUUUUUGUAGAAAAUCCCAGUGAAGAAGAUGGUGCUGUAGUUGACAAAAUCAUGUCUUCUCGCAUUGUUAAGAAGGAGGUGUCUCCAGGUGUUGUAGUGGAAGUGGAAGAGUUUUUCGUAAAAUACAAAAACUACUCCUACCUACACUGUGAGUGGGCCACAGAGCAGCAGCUGGAGAAGGACAAGAGGAUCCAGCAGAAGAUCAAACGCUUCAAGAUGAAACAAGCACAGCGGGCACACUUCUUUGCAGAUAUGGACGAGGAGCCCUUUAACCCUGACUAUGUAGAGGUAGACAGAGUGCUCGAGGUGUCGUACUGUGAGGACAAAGGAGAGGAGGUGGUGUAUUACCUGGUAAAAUGGUGUUCUCUGCCGUACGAGGACAGCACCUGGGAGUUAAAGGACGACGUAGAUCAGAGCAAGAUUGAAGAGUUUGAGCAGCUGCAGGCAGUCAAGCCAGACUCACGCAGGGUGGAGCGCCCCCCAGCAAAUCUAUGGAAGAAGAGGGAGCAGUCAAGGGCAUACAGGAAUGGUAACAGCCUCAGGGACUACCAGCUGGAGGGAGUCAACUGGCUUCUCUUUAACUGGUACAACAGACGUAACUGCAUCCUCGCAGACGAGAUGGGCCUGGGAAAGACCAUACAGUCCAUCACGUUCCUGGAGGAGAUCUAUCGUGUGGGCAUAAAAGGGCCCUUUCUCAUCAUUGCCCCACUUUCCACAAUUGCCAACUGGGAGCGAGAGUUCCACACUUGGACCCACCUUAAUGUGAUCGUCUAUCAUGGGAGUAUGAUCAGCAGGCAGAUGCUGCAGCAGUACGAAAUGUACUUCAGGGAUGCACAUGGACAUGCAAUGCGAGGUGCCUACAAGUUCCAGGCUGUCAUUACAACAUUUGAGAUGAUCCUGGGGGGUUGUCCAGAGCUCAACGCCAUACAGUGGCGCUGUGUUAUCAUUGACGAGGCCCACAGACUGAAGAACAAGAACUGCAAGCUGCUGGAGGGCUUCAAGCUUAUGAGCCUGGAGCACAAGGUCCUGCUGACAGGCACUCCUCUCCAGAACACUGUGGAGGAACUCUUUAGCCUGCUGCACUUCCUGGAGCCUGCACGCUUCCCCUCAGAAAAUACCUUCAUGCAGGAAUUUGGAGAACUCAAGACUGAAGAACAGGUGCAGAAGCUGCAGGGUAUCCUGAAGCCCAUGAUGCUGCGUCGGCUGAAGGAGGAUGUGGAGAAAAAGUUGGCUCCUAAAGAAGAAACCAUCAUUGAAGUGGAGCUCACUAACAUUCAAAAGAAAUACUACCGCGCCAUCUUAGAGAAGAACUUCUCCUUCCUGUCUAAAGGAGCUGGACAGGCGAAUAUGCCUAACCUGGUCAACACUAUGAUGGAGCUGCGAAAGUGCUGCAACCACCCCUACCUCAUCAAAGGGGCAGAAGAGAAGAUCCUUGAGGACUUCAGGGAAGUCUAUAGCCCCACUGCCAGUGACUUUCACCUGCAGGCCAUGGUGCAGUCUGCUGGAAAACUAGUCCUUAUUGACAAACUGUUGCCGAAGAUGAAGGCUGGGGGUCAUAAGGUGCUCAUCUUCUCCCAAAUGGUGCGCUGCCUGGACAUUUUGGAAGACUACCUCAUUCAGAGAAGGUAUUUGUAUGAACGGAUAGAUGGACGUGUUCGUGGAAAUCUGCGACAGGCGGCCAUCGACCGCUUCAGCAAGCCUGACUCAGACCGCUUUGUUUUCCUACUGUGUACAAGAGCUGGAGGCCUGGGAAUUAAUCUCACGGCAGCAGACACCUGUAUCAUCUUUGACUCUGACUGGAACCCACAGAACGACCUGCAGGCCCAGGCUCGCUGCCAUCGUAUCGGUCAGGACAAAGCAGUGAAGGUUUACCGUCUGAUCACAAGAAACUCUUAUGAGCGGGAAAUGUUUGAUCGAGCCAGUCUGAAGCUGGGCCUGGACAAAGCAGUGUUGCAGAGCAUGAGUGGCCGAGAUAACAGCCUUGGAGGAGGAGGAGGAGGAGGCACCGGUGGAGGGGCAGCGCAGCAGCAGCUGUCUAAGAAGGAGAUUGAGGAUCUAUUGCGACGUGGUGCUUAUGGUGCCAUCAUGGAUGAGGAGGAUGAAGGAGCGAAAUUCUGCGAAGAGGACAUCGACCAGAUUCUUCAGCGCAGGACAAAAACUAUCACCAUUGAGUCUGAGGGACGAGGCUCCACCUUUGCAAAGGCCAGUUUUGUGGCAUCUGGAAACCGCACAGACAUUUCUCUGGAUGACCCAAAUUUCUGGGACAAGUGGGCCAAGAAAGCAGACAUUGACAUGGAAAUGGUGAAUGGCAGGAACAGUUUGGUCAUUGACACUCCUCGUGUCCGAAAGCAGACCAGGCCAUUCAGUGCCACCAAGGAUGAACUGGCAGAGCUUUCAGAGGGCGGAAGCGAGAGUGAUGAUGGCAAACCUAAGGUCCGGCGAAACAAUGACCGCCUCAAUAGCUAUGGACGGACAGAGUGCUUCAGAGUAGAGAAGAACCUGCUUGUAUAUGGGUGGGGUCGUUGGAAGGACAUCCUUAAUCACGGGCGUUUUAAGAAGCAGUUGACAGAGUGGGAUGUGGAGUCCAUCUGCAGGGCACUGUUGUCCUACUGCUUGGUACAUUACCGCGGAGAUGACAAGAUCAAGAGCUUCAUGUGGGACCUCAUUGCCCCUGCUGAGGACGGUCGUACAAAAGAGCUACAGAAUCACUUAGGUUUAUCUGCCCCAGUGCCCCGGGGCAGAAAGGGUAAAAAGAUGAAGACGCAGUCGAGCUCUUUUGACAUCCACAAAGCUGAGUGGCUCAGGAAACACAACCCAGAGCACAUGCUGCAGGAUGACGGCUACAAGAAACACCUCAAACACCACUGCAACAAGGUGCUGCUCAGGGUCAGAAUGCUCUACUACCUGAAACAAGAGGUGAUUGGAAACCAGGCCCAGAAAGUACUGGAUGGUGCAGACUCCAAUGAGGUCAAGAUCUGGGUCCCAUCUCCUGACCAUUCAGAGCUGCCCGCCUUGUGGUGGGAUGCCAUCGCUGACAAGUGUCUUCUGUUGGGUAUAUUUAAACAUGGUUAUGAGAAGUACAACACUAUUCGUGCAGACCCCAAACUGUGCUUCCUAGAGCGUGUGGGUCGACCUGAUGAGAAGGCCAUCGCUGCCGAACAAAGGAGCAACGAUUUCAUGGAUGGGGAUGUGGAUGAUCCAGAAUACAAGCCUGCUCCAGCUCUGCUGAAAGAAGACAUGGAGGAUGAUGUCUCUUCUCCAGGAGAUUUGGUUGUUGCCGACAACACUGCAGAUCCUGUGCCAUUGCUGGAAGGUCAAACUUCCUACUGGCCCUCAUCCUCAGUGUUGACAGCUCGACUGAGGCGUUUAAUCACUGCCUCCCAGCGCUACACCAAGAGCCGGCAGAUCCUCAACAUCCACCAGGCUCAGUCACUGACCCAGUCCAUGUCUCAGUCCCAGCAGGCAAUGAUGCUGUCUGCCCCUCUGUGCCCACUGCCUCCUACACUUGACAACAACCUCAACCCAAAAAUGGCUGCAAAGUUUGAAAGGCAGCAAAGAUGGACCAGGCGGGAAGAAGCUGACUUCUAUCGUGUCGUUUCCACCUUUGGUGUUGUUUUUGACCCCACCCUUGGUCAGUUCGACUGGACCAAGUUCAGGGCUAUGGCUCGGCUGCACAAGAAGACUGACGAGAGUCUGCAGAAAUACCUGUGUGCUUUCACUGCCAUGUGUCGACGGGUGUGUAGACUGCCACCAAAAGAGGGAGAUUCUGCUGUGGACCAAUCUCUCACCAUCCAGCCCAUCACAGAGGAGCGAGCAUCACGUACCCUUUACAGAAUAGAGCUACUUCGCCAGGUGCGGGAGCAAGUUCUGCCACAUUCAUUUCUCUAUGAGCGCCUGCCACUGUGCCAGAUGAGCUCGGACUUGCCUGUGUGGUGGGAGGCUGGAAACCACGACCGUGACCUGCUAAUUGGUGCAGCCAAGCAUGGCGUAAGCCGCACAGAUUACCACAUUCUGAGAGACCCUGAGCUCUGCUUCAUGUCUGCCCAGCGAAACUACAGCCAAACAAAAGCUGUACAGCAGCAGUCAGGCACAUCCAACCCAAUCCUCCACCCUCAGCACCAGGCUGCCAGCUCAGUGUUAACAGGCUCUCCGAUGCAUCAAACAGGACAGAGAGAGUCAGUACCCUUUGGGCUUGUGGCCAAAGUGGAACCAGCCUCUGAGGGGGAGGAGAGCAGCAAUAAACAAGGUGAGGGUUGGAGUCCCCCUAAAGCACCAGCCACUCCGACAGGUCUGGAAGAGAAGCCUGUGGUCGAAACAAUGGACAGUGAGAGGCAGAUGGUAGCAGCACGAACCAAACCCCUAACGCCCAACUCCUCAGACAGGAAACCUAAAAAGUCCAGCAAGAGAGGUCGUAGGGAAACCAGACGUGGAUCUGAAUCCAACUCUGAUGGUUCCUCUUCAAGCUCUUCAUCACGCUCCUCUUCCUCUUCAUCAUCAUCUUCUUCCUCCUCACAUUCCGGCUCAAGCUCCUCUUCUUCUUCUUCGUCCUGCUCUUCGGGAUCUUCUUCGUCAUCCUCAUCAUCCUCAUCUUCUGAUGACAGUGACAGUGAUGGAGAAGAAAGGAAGAAGAAAGUGCCUGCACCAACAAGUAUGAAGGGGUUUGAUGAGGACAGUGUUGCAUCACUGAGCACAACACAGGAUGAAACACAAGAUGCUCAGGUAGCUGAGAACGGUGUUGCCUUUAACUCCUCACAUCCUUUCCAAGGAGGGAGAUACAUGCUCGCUGCUUCAUAUUGGCCCAAGGAUCGUGUAAUUAUCAACCGCCUGGACAGCAUCUGCCAAGCAGUGCUUAAGGGAAAGUGGCCAGAAACACGUCGGGUUUAUGAGCCCGGGGGUGCGGUGGCCUCAUUCUACACCACCAAGCUGCUGGACAGUGCCAACAGCCUGUGCGAGGACCCCUCUGCUUCACCACAGGGGUCAAAGGUGACCAAGCAUGUUGCAGAAAACAAGGAGUUCUCAGUAAAACUCAACGACCAGGAGGGAGGUCUGAAGCUGACCUUCCAAAAGCAGGGUCUUCCGCUGAAGAGGCCCCUGGAAUCUGAGGAGGGUCCCCACGCCCAGCAGCAGUACCUGGCCCGGCUCCAUGAGCUACAAAGUGCUUCGGACACUGGUCUCACAGAUAUCACCAAGCCUCAAAACAGCUUUCAGACUGUGCCAGCAGUUCUUCCUGGUCAGAUGAGGCUAAAUGGAGUACUGGAAGGCCAACCUCUGGUUAAAAAGCGUAGAGGAAGAAAGAAGAAUGUCGAGGGAGUAGACCUGCUCUUCAUGAACAAGAGUAAAGGUCCUUCUUUUGCUGAUCAUACUAUCUCUUUCCAGGUGCCUCCAGGCUGGGGUGGUAUUGGGCAGGUGGGCAUGGCUAUGGCCUCUGCAUCAGGCUAUGACCAGACCUCUGGUCAGGUCUCUGCAGAUACAGAGACCAGGGUUCCUGUCAUUAGCCUCAAAGAUGGCACCCGGCUCGCUGGGGAUGAUGCUCCAAAGAGGAAAGACCUAGAGCUGUGGCUGAAUGAACAUCCUGGCUUUGUUGCAGACACAGGAGCCUUUAUUCCUGGGGUAAACAAGAUGCAAAUGCAGUUCCACUUCCAGGACGGUCGUCCCAAGCAGAAGCGGCAUCGCUGCAGAAACCCUAACAAGAUAGAUGUAAACAGCCUGACCGGAGAGGAAAGAGUCCAAAUUAUCAACAGAAGGAAUGCGCGCAAGAUUGGUGGAGCGUUUGCUCCCGCUCUCAAGGAUCUGUGCAGGUUCUUGCAGGAGAACCCAGAGUACGGUGUCCCUCCUGAAUGGGCUGAUGUGGUCAAACAGUCGGGUUAUCUCCCAGAGAGUAUGUUUGACAGAAUCUUAACUGGACCCAUCGUUCCUGAGGAGGUGAGCAGGCGUGGACGUCGACCUAAGAACCCUAUGGCUAAGGCUGCAGCUGCUGCAGCAGCAGGAGCGGCAACAGGAGCGGCAACAGGAGCAGGAGCAACCAACACGGCUGCCACUGCGCUCAGCCUCAACCCGCUGCUGGCCAAUGGCCUCCUUCCUGGAAUGGAUCUGACUAGUCUGCAGGCUUUCCAGCAAAACCUCCAGAGUUUACAGUCCCUGCAGCUUACAGCAGGCCUGAUGGGGCUGCCACCCGAUGCUAGCAACCUGGCAGCAAGCAACCUCGCUGCCAUGUUUCCCAUGAUGCUCUCUGGUAUGACUGGAUUGCCAAAUCUGCUUGGCAUGAGCAGCAUGCUUGGGAAGUCUGCUUCUGAGGACACAGGAGGAUCAGCACAAAAGACAAAGGGAACCAGCAGUGUGGCAACAGCAGAGGCGUCCGCCUCUACAACCUCACCUCUCACCUCAGACACCAAAGGAGAAAGGACUGACAGCUCAAACACAACUCCUUCCUCAGCUUCCAGCUCUUCUUCCUCCUCAACUGCCCCACAAAGUGCUUCAGCUGCCUCUGCAGCCUCCAGUCACCCACUGUCUCUUAACCCUUUGUUACUUUCCAGUAUGCUUUACCCAGGGAUGCUUCUCACUCCAGGCCUUAACGUUCCUGUGACUUCCACACAGCUGCAGAGCUCCAACAGUGACCCCAACCCUCCCUCUGCUCGUCUUCCUCCUCCGUCCUCAGCUUCCAAGUCAUCAUUUUUGGAGAUGGAGAAGCCAACAGCAGAGGGGGAUAAAGAGGAGGAAGAGGUGGAGAGUGAGGCGGUUGAAGAGGGGUUGGAAGAAGAUGAGGACGAGGAAGAUUCGGCAGAACAAAAGGAGAACAGUGGUGGAGAAGGUUCAGGGAAAGCUGAGACCUCUUCGUCAGAAUCCGGGAGCUCCUCCUCCUCCUCAGAUGACUCAGACUCCAGUGACGAGGACUGAAACCAUGAAAAUAUAAUUAUAAAAUUAUUUAUGUAUCACUGAGAAAUGUACACAUACAGUCUAUUCACAUAUAUAUGGACUUUUCCAGCACUUAGUCCGUGCUUUCUUUACAUGUAAAUAUGAGAACUAACUAAAUUGUUGUGUAAUAAAUAAAAAAUAAAGUUAAAAAAAUUGAAAAACUGACAUAAAUGAACUGAAAUAAAAUUUCAGUGUUUGUUCACAUGGUACAAGUCUUGUUUUGAGGCAUUUUGCAUGUCAGAUUUUGGUAGAUUUCUGUGGACUUGUACCACACAGUUAUGUACAAUUGCAACAAAAUGGCAUUAUUGUAAUUAUUUCAGGAUUUAAUUUUAUUAAAAAAAGUGAAACUACAUCAACACGCUCGUUGAGCUGUACUAUUAAUAUAUUUUGAUUGUUGGGGAGGGGUUGAGGGAAGACGACACUUGACAUACACUUUGGUUCCUCUUGUAAAUACUCAAGUCCUUUUACAGGUUUGUUGACACGUAUGCUUUGCAGAUCAUGCGUUGGAUAUGUCAGCAAUAACUUGGGCAGCUAAUGAAUGUCACUGAAGCUGUAGAUUCUCUGUCUGCCAUGGUCCACCCUUGUGCACAUCUCACACAGCCUCCCCCACUUAGGUCAUUGCUACAUUUCUCAUUAUUUACUUUUUUGGGGGAAAAAAAGACCCUUUUUUACAUCACACUGAUUUAGGGGGAAGUAAGUAUUUUCUUUUCACAACUUCAAAAACAAAUGGACCAUUAAGUUAUUUAAAAGAACUUCUAAUCUUUAUUAAUUUACAGUCAAUGUUCCAACAUGCCCAAGGCGCACUUUAGCUAUUCACCAUAGGCGUACGUGUCCAUUUCUGUUGUAUUAUUUUUUUUGUUUUUUGUUUUGUUUUUAUUUAAGUGUCAGUGUGUGGAGAAUUAAAACAACCUUUUACUGUGUGCCAAAAUCAGCCCUCUGAGUUCCUUGACAGUUUUUUUGUGUGUGUUCUCAGAGUCCUGGAUAUUAUACUACUAAUGCCCCGGCGUAUUUGACUGCAGUUAUACCUCAACUGUGCUCAGUAGAUUGGCUUCACUGUGCAAAUGUACAUGUGCAUAUGUUUGUCUGUUGGAAAUUGUGUCAAAGACCUUUUCUCUUUUGUACUGAGAGCUUCCACUGUGUUAUUUCUUCUUGGCCAGGCCUCUCACCUGUAUCUACUUCUUCCAUCAUGUUCCCACCAGAAUGUUGUGCAUUUAGAAGGGGUCUUGUGUACUAUAAACACAGUGUAUAAUCACACUGUAUAAAGUGUUUUUGUUUGUUUGUUUUUUCCCAUUAGGAUAUAAAUUUUGUCUUGCAUGAUCACCUGUCUACCAAAGUUUUGUUUGUAAUGGGUGGCACAAGCACAUAACAGUUCAAAUCCUGGCUUAGAUUGUAAUGACUGUGCUUGUCUUAUAAAAUUUAACACAAUGCCAGAUUGGCUGAUUUCAGGAAGGGCUUUAAAAAAAAGGAGCCAGUGUGUCUCUGAGUGUUUGGGACAUUGUUGUGUUUUUCACUUCAUCUUGGACUCUGUUCUGCUGAUGAAUGGUGUUUCAGUAGAUGUAGAAGUGCCCUUAUCCUGUACCUCACUGUCAUCUAACUCCUCUGUCUGUCAGCCAUGCUUGUCUGUCACCUGUGCAUGUGUUCACUGUAAGCUGUAACACUGGAGUUCACUCAAGCCGAAGUACCUUUUGUAAAUUUCUCUAGCACAACAAGUGCUUGCUCUAGGACUGCUGUUCCACAGUGGACUGUUAAAGGUGAUGAAAAGUCAAAUGUGAUCUUUUGUUUGGACUGGUGAUGACAGAGCGCUGCUCCUCAGUUCAAGGUGCCCAUUGAAAAAACACAGUCUGGUUAGCUUGCAGGUUUUGCUGUAGCAUUGUUCUCUGGUGGGUUUAACCAUAAACAACCGUGUUGUCGAAACACAAAGACCUAAAA